UCCACCGCUCUGAUAAAGUGAAGACUGAGCGCUGGAUACUUUAACCGAACAACAUGGCGGAGCGCGGCGGACCGAGGAGUCGGAACUUCUCCCAGACUAAUCAUACAAGUCACAACUCUGAGGAAGGUAUGAGAGGAGUGGAGGAAGUUCCACUGAAUCGUUCAGUUCAUGAGUCGAGACCAGCGGGAGAGUUGAGCCCUGACACAAACGGGUUGCCCCCAUGUGCUGUGGAGGAAGAGUUUGAACCAGAGGAGGAGGAGCCAGUCGCUGAGGGGGCUCGACCCAUACAGAUUGUUUUGGCCAAUCAGGAGGACCACAUGUUUGAGUUGGAUGCUUCUGCUUUAGAGAAGAUUCUGAUGCAAGAGCAUGUCAGGGAUCUUAACGUGGUCGUGGUUUCUGUUGCUGGAGCUUUUCGCAAGGGCAAAUCCUUUCUGCUGGAUUUCAUGCUGCGCUACAUGCACAAUCAUCAGUCUUCUGAGUCAUGGAUGGGAGGGGAGGAUGAGCCACUAACAGGUUUCUCCUGGAGGGGCGGCUGUGAGCGUGAGACAACAGGAAUCCAAGCCUGGAGUGAAGUAUUUGUGGUGGAGAAGGGAGACGGCAGUAAGGUGGCUGUUCUUUUGGUUGACACUCAGGGAGCCUUUGACAGUCAGUCCACCAUCAAAGACUGUGCUACAGUUUUUGCCCUCAGCACUAUGACCAGCUCAGUACAGGUUUAUAAUCUUUCACAGAACAUUCAGGAAGAUGAUCUGCAGCAUCUGCAGCUUUUUACAGAAUAUGGCCGUCUAGCAAUGGAGCAAAUCUAUGAAAAACCAUUUCAGAGACUGCUGUUUCUGAUCAGGGAUUGGUGCUAUCCUUAUGAGCACGAUUAUGGACUUGCUGGAGGAAAUAGAUUUCUGGAAAGGAGACUUCAGGUGAAGCAGAACCAGCACGAGGAGUUGCAGAAUGUGAGGAAGCACAUCCACGCUUGUUUCUCCAACAUAGGCUGCUUUCUGUUGCCUCACCCAGGGCUGAAGGUUGCAACUAACCCCUACUUUGAUGGCAGAUUAAGAGAUAUUGAUGAUGAGUUCACGAAGGAGCUACAGAAUCUGGUUCCACUACUGCUAGCCCCUGAGAACCUGGUGGAGAAGGAGAUCAAUGGUGCCAAGGUCACUUGUAGAGAUCUACUGGAGUAUUUCAAGGCAUACAUCAAAAUCUACCAAGGUGAAGAGCUCCCUCAUCCCAAGUCGAUGUUGCAGGCAACAGCUGAAGCCAACAACCUUACAGCUGUGGCUGGAGCAAAAGACACAUACAGUCGUGGAAUGGAGCAGGUAUGUGGUGGAGACAAACCAUACAUUGCACCAAUAGACCUCCAGCGCUAUCAUGAGGACCUGAAGCAAACCUCUGUCCAGCAGUUCCGUGCUGUUAAGAAAAUGGGAGGACUGGAGUUUAGCCAGCGCUACCAGGAACAGCUGGAGACCGAGCUUGAUGAAGUUUUUGCAAAUUUCACUAAACACAAUGAAAGCAAGAACAUUUUCUAUGCAGCAAGAACUCCCGCCACACUGUUCGCCGUCAUGUUCGCCACCUACAUCGUCUCCACAAUAACGGGCUUCAUUGGCUUGUCAGUAAUCGCGGCUCUGGCCAACCUUGUGAUGGGCAUAUCGCUGAUGUCCUUGUGUAUUUGGGCAUACGUCAGAUACUCUGGGGAAUAUCGAGAAGUGGGUGUGGCUAUAGACCUCACAGCAGAAGCCUUGUGGGAGCAGGUGCUGAAGCCAAUGACCGAGCAAUACAUGGAGGAAAAUAUUCGCCAAACUGUAGUUAACUCAAUAAGAGCCAGUCUGACUGAACAAGUGACACAAGCUACAAAGUUAAAGAGGACCUGACACCUUAUCGCAUCUCGCGUCCCUCCUGUUUUAAUGUGUGUAGUGUUUGUGCCCAAUUUUAUUUGUGAAUUUUAUUCCCCUUAGAUUCAAAAAUUAAAGCCAAAGUUUACAGUCCAUGCCCUGCCAAUCAUGAAGCUUGAGUGACUGAGUGAAUCUCAUUCACUAUAAUGCAGGAAAGCACUUAUGUAUGUACACACACAUUUGUGAUUUUUAAAUAGAAUUUUAAGUUUUACAUGCAUGUCAGUUGUAAGAUAUCUGUCUUGUGCUAGGAGGUUUUCCAGGCAACGGUUGCAUCAAUUUCUACUUAUUUUAAACUUCUUAAUUUCUGGAUUUCUAUUCUUUACAUCUAUUUAGAGUCCUAGUGUUAUUCUCAAUGAAGUAAGUUAAUUGUUUUGUUUUGUUUUUAUUUGUUUGUUUUAAGAGCUUAAGAACAGUGCAACCUUUGCCACAUCAAACCUGGUUGUAUGUUUUUAUUGUUAGUGUUCAAAACUGACAUUCAAAAGGUUUUUAUUUUCGGUAGAUGCACUACGGUUAAGACAAUUUAAAAUCCAUCCAAAAACUCUAUAAGUCAGCCUCUCUCUGUACAGAAUAGACUGUAUCACAAGCAUGUAUAUGAAUGUAUAGAUAUAAUUUUAUAUUCUAUUAUAUUUCUAAAUCAUGGAUUUUAGUGGGGGAUAGAUCCCAGUUGGGUAAUUUGAUUAGUCUGUACUGUAUAUUCAGCAACUGUUGUUCAGUUGCUGUACUUGGCUGAAAUUUGCCUGAACCUGUCAAUUUGCCUUUGUCUGCCUUUUAAGGAUGUCCUGUAAUUUAUUUUUUCAAUUAAAUAUAUUUAAAUGAC
This is a messenger RNA of Astyanax mexicanus (Mexican tetra), 2697 nucleotides long. It is a transcript of the gene atl2, whose product is annotated as atlastin GTPase 2. NCBI's taxonomy places the organism in Eukaryota, Metazoa, Chordata, Actinopteri, Characiformes, Acestrorhamphidae. The transcript has 13 exons. The record is from RefSeq and is a predicted model, not a curated record. The coding region runs from base 54 to 1859 and encodes 601 amino acids. Gene Ontology annotation, biological process: protein homooligomerization; endoplasmic reticulum organization. Gene Ontology annotation, molecular function: GTP binding; GTPase activity.